Salvia miltiorrhiza (redroot sage) is the source of this 4101-nucleotide messenger RNA. RefSeq names its product putative disease resistance protein RGA4. Bases 75 to 3551 code for a protein of 1158 amino acids. Gene Ontology annotation, biological process: defense response to other organism. Lineage: Eukaryota; Viridiplantae; Streptophyta; Magnoliopsida; Lamiales; Lamiaceae. Gene Ontology annotation, molecular function: ADP binding. The record is from RefSeq and is a predicted model, not a curated record. The transcript has 3 exons.
CACCCAAUUCUAUUCCUUAGCUUUCUCUCUCUCACUCAAUUUCUCUUUCUCUCUCUAAGUUAUCCGCACAAAGAAUGGAAGAAGCUGCUGCUGCCGCCGUCCUUCGAGCUUCAAUUCAAAACCUGAUCGACUUUUGCAAGAAUGAGAUCUCUCAAAUCCAAGGUGUCGACGAAGAAGCAGCAAAGCUAGCUGGGACUCUCGAAAUCAUGCAGAAGUUCUUGAACCACGCGGAGUCGGGCACCAUCACCGGCGAAGAUGUCAAGAGCUGGCUGAAGAAGCUUGAAGACGUGGCGUUCGAUGCUGACAAUGUUUUGGAUGAAAUCAACUAUCAUAUUCUCUACAAACAAAUCAAGCCCAAGAAGGCAAAGGUACUAUCAUUCUUCAACCAUAUUCCACGUUCUCGAAAGAUGGCUCUUAAAAUUAAAAAAAUGCGUGAGAAUUUGGACUGCAUUAACAAAGAUGCAGCUGUUCUUGGCCUCAAAGAGAGGCUUGCUGCCGCUGUGCCCACUUUACUUGAUGCUGAUGCUUCGGAAACUGAUUCAUACGCUGUUGAUCCUAUUUUUAUUGGAAGAGAUGAUGUUGUGUCGGAAAUAGUUGAGAUGCUUACCAAUAGCAUCACAACUGAUGAACGCAGAGUUUCCAUCCUUCCCAUUGUCGGGAUGGGCGGAUUGGGGAAGUCCGCAUUGACUAGGAAAGUCUUCAAUCAUGAAAUGGUGAAGUCUCGGUUUGAAUCGCAUAUUUGGGUGCAUGUUUCUCCAAAUUUCGAACCAAUCACCCUUUUAAAGAAAAUUCUCAAUAACUUGACUUCUCAUCAAGUUGAAAAUGCGAGUAGACAAGUUGUUCUUACAAAGCUUGAAGAAGCUUUGAAAGAUAAAACGUAUCUUCUUGUUCUAGAUGAUGCAUGGAAUGAAGAUCUUUUCAAAUGGGACGAUUUUAUGAAUUCCUUCUUGGGAGUUGGUUGUGUCAAGGGAAAUGCCAUUGUUGUUACCACCAGAAGCAUGAAGGCUGCUUCGAUUGUGAAUCCACUUCAUGUACGUAAGUUGAAAGGGUUAUCGGCGGAGGAUUGUUGGUCGAUAAUCAAAGUUAAAACCUUUGGAGAAGGAAACGUUCCAUCAGAAUUUGAGACUAUUGGGAAAAAGAUUGCAACCAAAUGUCAAGGUUUGCCACUAGCUGCCAAUGUAGUUGGGGGAACACUGACCAAUCAAUCCGAGGAAAAAUGGCGUUCAAUCGAGGAGAAAUGGCUUUCGCCAUAUGAAGGAGGAGAUUAUAUGACAAAAAUAUUAAGAUUGAGCUUUGAUAAUUUGUCUCAGCCCUCACUUAAAAAGUGCUUUGCGUACUGUGCAAUGUUUCCUAAAGGCUCCAGAAUCAUAAAGCAGGAACUGAUUGAGUUGUGGAUGGCAGAAAGUUUUCUUCAAGCUGAUGGAAGGGAUGACAUGGAGUCUGUGGGCGAAAAAUUUAUCAACGUUCUUCUGCACAACUCUUUACUGCAAGUUUCAAAGAGAGAUGGCUACGGAGAUGUAAAAAGUUGCGGGAUGCACGAUCUUGUGCACGAUCUCGCUUCUUCUGUUUCAAGUUCCUCUAACAAUACUGGUGGUAGCAGCCGAGUUCGAUACAUGACUCUCGGAGACGACACCUCUGGAGAUAUAACAAAUCCUAUCCCAAAAGAAAUGGCAAAAUCUUUGCGUACAUUAUUCUUGGGAUGUGAUAUUUCUGGUAUCAACUUCUCAGACUUGGAAAGUCUGCAUGUUUUAUGUCUUAAUUACUAUGGAGUUAAAGAGUUGUCAAGUUCGAUUGGAAAGUUGAUACAUUUGAGACAUUUUGACAUUUCAUGGACAAGUAUUGAAUAUUUGCCGGAUAGGAUUGGUGAAUUCUUUCACUUGCAGACGUUGAGAGUACCUUAUGGAUAUAAGGGAAAACUGCCAAGUACGAUUAAGUACUUGAUUAACUUGAGGCAUCUUUAUAUUAAUGAGAAGGUAGAGUUGCCUGCGGGAAUCGGGAGAUUAACGUCUCUUCAAACGCUAACGCAUUUUCCAGUGGGCGAUGAGAAUGGGUGCAAAAUUGAAGAGCUGGGAAGUUUGAAUAAUCUUAAAGGAGAGUUGCAGAUUCACAAUCUCGAAAGGGUUCGUGACAAGGAAGAGGCUGGGAAAGCCAAUUUAUUCAAAAAGUCAAAAAUAUUGAAUUUGUGUUUGGAGUGGGAUUGUAAAAGAGAAGGUGAAUCAAAUGAUGAGAAUGUAUUGGAAGGCCUCCAACCUCACUCGGACUUGAAGAAGUUAGAGAUUCGUGGAUUUAAUGGCAGUAGAUUUCCAUUAUGGACUCAAAAGAUGGCAGUUGGAGAUGUGGUACUUAACAAGUUAAUGUCGUUAUCACUCUAUGAUUGCGGAGAAUGUGAAGAGAUCCCAAUGUUGGGGCACUUGCCCAAUCUCAAGUCCCUUCAGUUGGGACGAUUGAUAAAUUUGAAGUGUAUAAAUUCUUCAUUCUACGGAAUGGUGAACAAGGACACACGCAUUGUUUUUCCAGCUCUCGAGAGGUUGACAUUGUGGUUCAUGCCUAAGCUGACAGAGUGGGCAGAAGUAGAAGUUUCGGGUGGAAGUGAAGUGAAGCUAUUUCCUCGCCUCCAACAUUUGGAAAUUUGGUGGUGCGAGCAAUUGAUGAGUGUUCCAAGUCAUGUCUCGUCAUGCCUUCAACAUUUGAAAAUUGAUGGAAUUGGUGUGGAAUGUCUCCCAGCUGAUUGGUUAUUCAGUAACAACCAGACUCUCUCUGAAUUGUAUAUAAGGGAGUGCCCCAAUUUGAGAGAAUUAUGGCAUAGAGAUAGCGGUGGAGAACAAUCCCAACGAAGCUUCACAUCCCUUCGCCGUCUCAGGAUUGAGGAAUGCAAAGCAUUGGAGUAUUUGCCAUGUGAAAUGAUAGGAUUCUCUCUUGAGGAGAUAUCGCUGGAGGGUCAAAGUAGCCUAAAGAAUCUACCAAAGGUAUUUGACAGCCUCCCAAAAUCGUCUCGUCUGAAAAAUUUAUCAAUCGUUGGCUUUCCUAAAUUUAUGGCCAAUUUUUAUGUUGAGACUCCACAUUUUCCCAAUUUGAGAGACGUAAAAUUCGGUGUCAGUAUGAGCUCGAUGGAGGCUGUAGAUGGCAUAUUACAAGAAUACUGCCACUCACUAAAUAAGUUAACUCUGGUGGGGAUGGAAAGUUGUGAAUGCCUGCCGGAAUCAAUUCAACUUCUCACUGCUCUUUCUGAGUUAGAGUUAAAUAAUUUUGGAAUGGAAGAGUUACCUGAAUGGUUAGGGAACCUCUCAUCUCUACAGCAGUUGUCUUUAUGUUAUUGCAAAAGGCUAAGGCGUCUACCCUCUAUGGAUGCAAUGCAUCGCCUCACAACAUUAAAACUACUAUUUAUUUGGCGUUGCUCGGAAUUAGUGAUUAAAAGUGAGGCAGCUGAUUCUGAAUGGCCCAAGCUUUCCCAUAUCCCUGAAAUCUACAUUAAUGGCGACGAAUACAGAUACAUUGCCGGUGUCGAUACAGAAAGUGGUACGAAGAAACAGUUGUGUUUGGGGUGCCUCUAAAGAAUUAGGAUAUGAAGAAGGAAUGAGUGAGUAUCCAUUUUCUACAAGGAGGUCCUUUAGUGUGUUAUGGCAAAAAAAUUUACAAGUCUCCAGUGAGCUGGAACUUGGAUCUUGCCACGUCACGCCCGUUUCUUUCCCGUUUGUUGUUGGGUUGGCGUCGCAUUUAUGAUAUGGUUCGCUGCGCUGAAACUUGGGCCUCGUCUUUCUGUGAUUGUCAGCUGGAUUGGCGAGCUGACUUCCCAAGCUCUCAUGUCAAGGGCAUUGCUAAAUACGGGGUGAUGGUUAGUCCGAAGCUUUAUUUAUGGUCGUGUUCCUGGCAUGAUCUUGAUGAAGGGAUUUUCUAGGUGAUGGUUAGUUUGAAUCUCUAAAAAACACUCCCAUCUUUGUUUCUCAUUGGUUUUUUUCGGUUGUUCCGAUUUCUCUUAAGACAAAUACUCUUUUUUCGAUCUUAAUGUUUUUUUCAUUCGAUUUUCGUUAAGAUGAUUUUAAAGAGGGUUGGCCCUUCAAUUGUGUCUUGUGCAAUUUAUAUAAUAAAGCUCUAUUCCAUGUC